AUGGCGACAGCCUCGAACACUCUACUGCUGCCUCCACCGUUGGGACUCCUCUCCCCCCCGUCUGGACUCUACUCCACCCCUCCCGCCAUCCAGCCGCCGCCUCCCCCAGCACCACCAACGGCGGCAGUGGGAAUGGUGAUCAACCCUGCCGCCUCAGCUGCCACAACAACCAAGUGGAAUCCUGUACAUCUUGCCGCUUCCGGCUUGGCAGCCAAGCGUAUCCUGCCUAAUGGUACCACUGGCACGACUCCUCGCAAGUCACCCAAUCAGAUGCGCGUUCUCUGUGACAUCUGUAACAAGUGGAUUUGCAACAAGUAUUUCCUACGCACACAUAAAGCCAACAAGCACGGCAUUACGAACCAAACGGUGGUGAUAACACCGACUUCACAGGCCACAGGAAGUGCAGCUAAGGGAAUCGCCGUGGUGCCCCUGGACUUCAGUAAGCCUGGGAAAAUUCAACAACAGCAGCCACCAUCGGGGACGUCUGAAGGGACCUCAGAGUUCUUCCCCAUGGGAGUGGCAGGUGGAAAGGAGGAUGCUUCGGCAAUCCACCCACCCAUUAUGGCGUCAUGGUCAUUUACCAAUUCCAGUCCACAUUCCCCUCUCCCCAGGAGUCCGCACAUCCUAUCUGCAGCCAACGAAUCUGCCAAUCCACCUGGCAUUCAAGAUGUAAGCGCCUAUAUUAUCAAUAUUAUCUUCUCUGUCAAUGAAGAUAUGACGGUAGCCGCAUCCCUUCAGAAUGAGGCUAAGAGAGGUGGAGCUGGAAAGAAUGCAUCAAGACCAUGGCAAAAUGCGUGUCGGGUCUGCAGCGUCUGUUUUAACAAGCGCAGCCAACUGGGUGCGCACUGCUACGCCAACGGGCAUCCUCACGUUCUCCGAGUCGAUGUCCCGACACCUGUUAACAUCUUUCGCGCCUCCACAGGCAUCUACACCCUGCCAGCUGACUCCGCCCCGCAGAAUUCGAUGGCACAGAUUGCCAGUGAUUGCUCAAUGGACGAGACCGGUGGUUGGUGGGCGCGUCAGCAGAAGUGGCCAAUCAAUUUUGUGUCUGCUAAACUAACUUCCCACCAGUCGCCCUCAAGCAACUCUACCGCUCCCGAGCAGUUCUGUUCUUAUCAGGCCUCCCAUCACCUGAUCCAGCCCCCUCUCUUCAAUGAGACCACCACUACUCCCACCAUUUAG
Echinococcus granulosus is the source of this 1182-nucleotide messenger RNA. RefSeq lists its product as hypothetical. The transcript has 3 exons. The record is from RefSeq and is a predicted model, not a curated record. Bases 1 to 1182 code for a protein of 393 amino acids. Lineage: Eukaryota; Metazoa; Platyhelminthes; Cestoda; Cyclophyllidea; Taeniidae.